AUGCUGUCAAUAAUUCUUGAACAAUAUGACUAUAAGGCUCUUACAAAGUCUUACAUGGACAUUUUCAAUUCUAAGAAAUUUGCUCAAUUUUUGAAUACUACUCAAACAGGAUAUGCCCACUCAUCCUCAGGUAUUGAAUUCAGUGUAUUUAUGAAAACUAUAUUUACCUCCUUAUGUUUCUGCACUAUACAACUCACUUUAUUCUGCUUACUACGAUCUGUUUUCAAUUACUUGUAUCAACCUAGAUGUUUUUGUGUUCCAAUUGGUGAAAGAAUGGAAGUAUUACCUCGAGGAUUUUUCAAAUGGAUUGUUCCUACUUUGAAAUGUAGUAUCAAUACUUAUUUAUCAUUAGGACUAGAUGCUUAUUUUUUUGUUCGAUUUAUUAGUGUAUUGCUGUUGUUCUUUCUAUUUGUGGGAACCUUGAAUAUGAUUAUACUUAUUCCGAUAAAUUUCACCGGGAGUAAUUCCGAAUAUUCUGCAUUUGGAUUAGAUAAAUUAAGUUUGUCAAAUAUUGCAAAUACUAAUGUUCGAAGACUAAAUGCUCAUUUUAUAAUGGGGUUGGUAACAAUUGGAUUUUUUCAUUGGUUGAUUAUUUACGAGUUUCAAAGUUACGUCACGAUUAGACAAUCGUAUUUAUUAUCACAAAGUCAUAAAGAAUCGGUUACGGCAAGAACAUUGUUAAUUUCCAACGUGCCGUCAUAUUUACAAGAUCACGAAGUAUUAAAAAAAUUAUUUGAAGUUGUUCCCGGUGGAAUAAAGGAUAUUUGGGAUAUCAGUGAUUUUGAAACAAUAGAUCAUGAAGUAAAAAAAGCACAAGCGGCAUUGAAUUUUCUAGAGAAAUCACAAAUAAUGGGGCUCAAAAAAUUUUACAACAAUAGAAAUAGUUGUUGGUGUACUUCUAAAGUAGGAGAUUCCGUAGAGGAAGCUCGGGGAUUUCUCAUAAAGCAUGAUGUUUAUUUUUACCCACCGAUAUAUUUCGGACCAGUGAAGAUCCCCCAGAUUGAACGAACUUUGAGAGUCACAUUCCCAGGAUGGUUGAGAAUAUUUGCACUUCAAAGAAGACUUUCAAUGGCAAACUGGUCACUACAAACACUUUAUGAAUGCCAUAAAGCCAUAGAGCAAGAGAAGUUGAAACUUGCAAGUGGCCAACUAACCAAACACAACAAGAUAUUCAUUGAAUUUGCUACGCUAGAAGGUGCAUAUAUCGCGCAUCAAUGUUUGCUUUCUCAAUCACAGGGUAAUUUGGAUAAAACAUUGAUUGAUGUAAACCCAGAUGAUAUAAUUUGGAGAAAUGUGGGAAGAAAUGAUGGAAUAGCUUGUCAAUUUGAAAAAUAUCUAGUAACCAUAAUUUUUAUUAGCAUUAUAAUCUUGUAUGUGAUUCCUGUCUCGUUGAUUGGAUUAGUUUCACAAAUUCCUUUGCUAACUCAAUUGAUGCCAUUCUUAAAAUGGGUUUACCAGUUUCCCGAAGAAGCACGUGAAACAAUAUCAGGGUUUUUACCAUCGAUACUACUUAGCAUUCUAACGGAAAUAGUCAUGAUAACUUUUAGAUUCUUAACCUAUUUUAAAGGCAGAACAACGGGCCAUGAAGUGGAAAUGGACUUGCAAAAAUGGUAUUUUGCAUUUUUGUUUGUUCAACAAUUUCUUGUGGUUACUAUUCUGUCUAGUGUAACGGUAAUAUUGAAACAAAUUAUCGACCAACCAACAUCAAUCCCAAUCUUGUUAGCUACCAAUUUACCUAAAUCAGCAACAUUCUUUUUCCAAUACAUAUCACUUCGAGCUUUUGCAUUCUGUGGGAACAAUUUCUUAAGAAUCAGUCCGUUGAUAUUAACAAGCACAGUGUAUAAACAUAUAGAUACCACACCAAGACAAAAGUUCAACCGAAUAACCAAUCUUCCCAAAAUAAAAUGGGGAACCACAUUUGCAGUUUACUCCAUCUAUGCAUGCAUUGGUCUUUCAUAUUCAAUUAUAUCUCCUUUGAUAUCUAUAUUCAUUAUAUUUUUCCUAAAUCUAUCAAUCUUGUAUUAUAAAUACGCAUUGAAAUACGUAUACAGUCACAUAAAUGAAUCAGAAACCAUGGGAAGACUUUAUCCAACAGCAUUACUUCAUCUUUACACCGGGGUAUACUGCCUUGAAUGUUGUUUGAUUGGAGUAUUCUUUCUUCUGAAGGAUGACAAAGGAGUGUAUCCGAUGAGGGUACAAGGUUGGAUAAUGACAGGAGUGUUAAUGUUAACCAUAUUUGCAAAUACAACUAUUUAUAACCGCUAUCUUCCACAUUUUUCAAACUUGCCAAUAUUAUCAGAUAAAGCAUAUAAGGAUGGUGUAAAACCAAUUACACCUACAGAAGAUCCGGAUAGCGGCAACACAUACUAUCUGAAUCAUAAAUUAUUAUACCUUAACCCUGCAUUCAAGUAUGAAAGUCCUAAAGUUUGGUUACCAAGGGAUCCAUUUGGAUAUUCUGAAAUACAACUACAAGAAUUGCAAACCAAAUCACAGUUCCAAGGACAAACAAAUGGUGCACAAGUCCAAUUUGGUAAAGUAUUGAAUUCACUCAAAUUGAUCAUUUCCGAGGCGCCACCUGAUUAUAAAUAG
This is a messenger RNA of Candida tropicalis MYA-3404, 2589 nucleotides long. RefSeq names its product Spo75p (gene SPO75). Lineage: Eukaryota; Fungi; Ascomycota; Pichiomycetes; Serinales; Debaryomycetaceae. The transcript has a single exon. The record is from RefSeq and is a predicted model, not a curated record. Gene Ontology annotation, cellular component: plasma membrane. Gene Ontology annotation, molecular function: calcium-activated cation channel activity. Bases 1 to 2589 code for a protein of 862 amino acids.